Tuber aestivum (summer truffle) is the source of this 2459-nucleotide messenger RNA. The record is from the annotation of a GenBank genome assembly. Lineage: Eukaryota; Fungi; Ascomycota; Pezizomycetes; Pezizales; Tuberaceae.
GCUGCCCCUCACGCGUCAUACCCAUUCCAUCCUUCAGGACCCCCUUUCCCAUUCCCAUCCCCCCCCCUCGCUAUUUGUUGGGGAUACCAUCUCUCAAUUCAUUGACAUUUUCUAGCAAAGAAAGCACCCUUACCUUCGAUAAAACAACUUUCCUUAGGACUCUAAAAACACCACCGAUCAUGGCUACCACUAAAACUGGAGCCCCGCUCGAUCGUGGAACUCUCGACACCCUCCUUCGUAGGAGGCUCUUCUACACCCCCUCUUUCGAGCUUUAUGGUGGUGUAUCUGGUCUAUACGAUUACGGUCCGCCUGGAUGUUCCCUUCAGGCCAAUAUUGUGGAUACAUGGAGGAAGCACUUUGUUCUUGAAGAGGAUAUGUUGGAGGUAGACUGCACUACGCUGACUCCGCAUGAGGUUUUAAAAACUUCUGGUCAUGUGGAUAAAUUUGCGGAUUGGAUGUGUAAAGACCCGAAGACUGGAGAGAUUUUCAGAGCCGACCAUAUCAUUGAGGAAAUUCUGGAAGCUCGACUUAAAGGUGAUAGGGAGGCGAGAGGCGAAACGAUUGUGGAGGAAGAAGUCACCGACAAGAAGCGAAAGAAGAAAGUGAAGGAUAUUAAGGCUAUCAAGCUUCAUGACGGGGUUAUCCAGGAAUAUGAAGGGAUACUCGCGAAGGUUAGUGGCUCUGCACUAAUACAUUAACAUUGGCUAUAUGUGGCUGUCAUGUUUACCGAUUACUAGAUUGACAGUUACAAUGGCGAGGAACUUGGAAAACUGAUAGUCGACUACGGAAUUACUAGUCCUACCACUGGUAAUCUGCUUGAGCCGCCGGUUUCUUUUAACCUGAUGUUUCAGACGUCGAUUGGCCCUAGUGCAAAUCUUCCGGGGUAACAUUUGUUUAUAUUUGUUUGUGGUUAUGAGCCAUAUCUAACAUACUGUAGAUAUCUCCGUCCGGAAACCGCCCAGGGCCAGUUCUUGUCAUUCAACAAGUUAUAUGAGUUUAAUAACCUGCGCAUGCCUUUUGCUUCUGCUUCGAUAGGAAAGUCAUUUCGGAAUGAGAUAUCUCCGCGUUCUGGGCUGCUCCGCGUUCGUGAGUUCCUCAUGGCUGAGAUUGAACACUUUGUCGACCCACUUGAUAAGAAGCACGUUCGAUUUCCCGAGGUUGCAGAUAAUGUCUCUCUCAGAUUACUUCCAUGCGCUAUUCAAGAAUUGGGAAAGACUGCUAUUGUUGAAAAGACUAUUGGUGAAGCUGUUAAAGAAGGGAUGGUGGACAACGAAACCCUGGGUUAUUUCCUGGCUAGAAUUCAACUUUUUCUGAAGGAACUUGGUGUCGAUCAGGAGAAGAUUCGCUUUAGGCAACACAUGCCCAAUGAGAUGGCACAUUACGCUACGGAUUGUUGGGAUGCCGAGUUGCUUACUUCUUAUGGAUGGAUCGAAUGCGUUGGAUGUGCGGAUAGAUCAGCCUAUGAUCUUACAGUUCACUCUAGGAAAACUGGUGAGCAGCUUGUAGUCAGAGAAACCCUCGAGCCUCCAAAGGUCUGGGAGGAAUGGGAUAUGGACGUUGACAAGAAGUGGCUUGGUCCUAAGUUUCGAAAAGAUGCUAGGAAAAUUGAGGAAGCUGUUGCAGGAAUUUCACAGGAGGAGCGUGAGAGGCUGUCCGCUGUUCAGAAAGCUGGUGGAAAGGUGGUUGUUGAAGUUGAAAGUCUUGGUUCGGUAGAACUAGAAAAGGUUACUAUUACGAAGAACAAGAAGAGCAUAAACGGUAAUUCCAUGACAUCGGUAAUUUUAUUUUUAUUGGUUUUACUAAUCGAAAUAGUCCGGGAAUAUACCCCCAACGUUAUUGAGCCAUCAUUCGGCAUUGGUCGUAUUUUCUAUUCUCUGAUUGAGCAUAUCUACUGGUCUCGUCCCGGCGAUGAAGCUCGUGGUGUUUUGUCUUUCCCUCCAAAGAUUGCACCAACUAAAAUCCUCAUCGUCCCCCUUUCUAGCCAUUUAGAUUUUGCUCCCAUUGUCACUGCGCUCUCCGCCAAGAUCCGCCGGGCCGGUAUUCCAAACAAGGUAGACAACUCUUCCGCAACCAUUGGGAAGCGUUAUGCUCGCAAUGAUGAGUUGGGAACUCCUUUUGGUGUUACAGUUGAUUUCCAGUCUCUCAAAGACGGCACUAUCACAUUGCGUGAGCGUGAUGGGAUGAAGCAGAUUCGUGGAGCCCAGGAUGAGGUUAUUGAGGUGGUUAGAGGGAUUUUGGAUGGUGAUACUACCUUUGGUGACGCAGUGACUAGAUUUGGGGAAUUCCAGGGGCAGGAACUUGACGAGUAAAACCUGGUUUUACUCCUUAUCUUUUCUACAUGUGGGCACUGACGGGGCGGGUGGGUCAGUUUCGCUAUUUCGCUAGCUUUCAUAGUUUGGGUUGUAGAAAUGCUUUAUCAAUUGCACAUUGGCUUCAAAUAAUAAAAUUAGUCACGGUCG